Fonsecaea nubica is the source of this 1896-nucleotide messenger RNA. RefSeq lists its product as hypothetical. Bases 1 to 1896 code for a protein of 631 amino acids. The transcript has a single exon. Gene Ontology annotation, cellular component: exocyst. Gene Ontology annotation, molecular function: phosphatidylinositol-4,5-bisphosphate binding. Lineage: Eukaryota; Fungi; Ascomycota; Eurotiomycetes; Chaetothyriales; Herpotrichiellaceae. The record is from RefSeq and is a predicted model, not a curated record. Gene Ontology annotation, biological process: exocytosis.
AUGGUGGCACCCAGGAACGCCGCCUUCGCCGAAGAGAGCGCCGAGGUUGAAGUGCUGUUGGCUUCUUUGGGGAAGACGAAAGACAUCACCAAGCGGAUAGCGGCCAGUCUGGCACGGCUCGAUGUUAGCGGUAAGAUCGUCAAGGAUGCUAUUGGGCCGAUCUACAGCAACACGCAACAACUUCAGAUCACGAGUCGGAAUAUUGACAAGAUCAAUGAAGCUAUCGAAAAGCUCAAGCAGCCGUUGGACUCGAGGGGCCGAGAAGAAGCUAUCAUCAGAGCAGGGCCCAAAGCUUCAGGACUGCCACAAUAUCUCAGCGCCUUGAAGCGUAUUGACAAAGCUCUCACCGAUCUAGGCUCCACAAACAUGAGAGCGAACCAACAAGCUGUGUCCGACUUCCAUAGCCUCCUAUCCACGGGAGUUAACCAGUUGAACGACAUGUAUCGGCAAAUGUUGCAGGAAGAUUCGCAACCCGUCGAGCCCCUGCAUCAUAUCACGAAACAAAUUCCAUUCCCUACAUACUCUCAAGACAAAACCCAAUCUCUCGGCCAGAUGGCAAUGGCAAUGGCAUCCGCCGGAGCACAUUCGGCCAGGUUGGGCCAACGCGAUGAAGACGCGGCAGUUUCGAUCUACGUCGAGGUGAGGGGGGACUACCUCCAAAACAGCCUUCAAAAUCUAGCCACAGCCUCAAUUAUGACCUCCAAACGACAAGGAAACGAUUCGGGUGUUUACCGGGAAGGCUCGAGUGGCGUUGGGGCGUACGCGAAUGGUAUCGAGGGCAUGUUUCUCGCAGAAGCAGAGAACACAUCCCGGAUAUUCCGUAACGAUCCUGGUCGCGUCUUUACAAUGACUUGCGGCAAGGCAUUAGGGACGUUUACGCGUACUCUUUCGGAGCUGAAUAAUGUGAUCAAGCCACGGAUCUUGAGCGACUGCUUCCUCGCCUACGAGAUAUUGGAUCUCUUCACUCCGCUUGGGUAUCGACUCGAAUCGCGGACGGGCCAACUGCGAUCCCAGUUUGCAGAUGCGCUUCGACCGAUUCGUGAGACUGCUCGUUCAUCGUUCAGCGAAAUACUGAACCAAACGAAGAAACAAGCCGAAUCAGUUUCGACCCUCCCACCAGACGGUAGCACUAUCCCGCUGGUCUCACAGACGGCCUCCCGUCUCCAGAACCUUGCGGUAUUUGAGCGACCCUUACUUGCCCUCCUCUCCUCUAUCGGCGACGGAAACUGGAAGACCGCGGCAGGAAUGGCCUCGCAAUCGACGCUGAACCUUGAAUUGGCUCCGUCGACUGAAAACCCAACGUUAUUGUCACACUACCUCAUUGACAUUGUCGACGCUCUUCUUUCAACGCUCAAUGCACGCUCACAGGUUCUCCACCCCAAGAAACCCCUCCAAGGAAUAUUCCAACUCAAUAGCGUCGCUGUGCUCACCCGGGCGGUCCAAUCCUCACCAGACCUCGCCCGUUAUCUGGGGAUCUCUCCGCACAGCGCCAAACUCGACGCCUACCGCAAAGCCGGCUCCUCGCUGUACCUGACGGCGUGGCGUGACCCUGCCAACCACCUGUUUGACCAAAUCCAGACCUCGUCCGGUUCGCGGCCUUUGUCAGGCCAAGCCAUCGAUUCCACGUCCAUCAUCAAAUCCCUGUCGUCCAAGGACAAGGACAAGAUCAAGGAAAAGUUCAAGCUCUUCAACACCAGCUUUGACGAGUUGAUCACCAGACACAAGAGUCUGCGCAUGGAAGCCGAGGUCAGGUCGCAGCUGGCCCGGGAGAUUCAAGGCAUGAUCGAGCCGCUUUACACGCGGUUCUGGGACCGGUAUCACGAGGUGGACAAGGGGAAGGGCAAGGUGGUCAAGUACGACAAGGGCACCUUGAGUCAGAUGUUGGCCAGCCUUUAG